GUUUCUUGAGCCAUAUUAGACAUAUCAGAACCCUUAGCCUUGCAUCCUUUUAUUUGGUGAGCAAGAGCGCGCGCGCUUGUGGUUAAUUUCUGUGAAAGAGUGCUUUGGGAAUCAAUUAUAUCAUAUGAUGCGGCAUGGUAGAGUUGUUGCAUGUGUUUUGGUGUUGUGGUGUUGGUGUGUUUUGAAUGGGGUAGUCUCGGCCAUUGACUAUAAAGAUGCGCUAGGCAAAUCUAUAUUGUUCUUCGAAGGCCAACGCUCCGGGAAGUUGCCAAACUCCCAGCGAGUAGUUUGGAGAGGAGACUCUGCACUUUCCGAUGGCCAGCUCGAAGGAGUGAAUCUGACCGGAGGAUACUACGACGCAGGCGACAACGUGAAGUUCGGGUGGCCAAUGGCAUAUAGUGUGAGCUUGUUGAGUUGGAGUCUCAUUGAGUACCAGCAGCAGAUAUCUUCAGCAAAGCAGCUUGCAUAUCUCCAAGGAGCAAUCCGCUGGGGCACAGAAUUCAUAAUAAAAGCUCACCCUUCGCCUACCACAUUCUAUACUCAGGUAGGAGAUGGAAAUGCGGAUCACCAGUGCUGGGAGCGUCCGGAAGACAUGGACACAUCAAGGAAGCUCUACAAGAUCACUUCGAGUUCUCCAGGCAGUGAGGCCGCAGCUGAGGCUGCUGCUGCCCUCGCUGCAGCCUCGAUUGUCUUUAAAACAGUUGACUCCACCUAUUCUGCGAAGCUCUUACGUUAUUCCAAAUCUCUGUUUGACUUGGCUGACAAGUAUAGAGGGUCUUACCAAGUCUCUUGCCCUUUCUACUGCUCCUACUCUGGCUACCAGGAUGAGCUGUUAUGGGCUGCGGCUUGGCUAUACAAGGCAAGUGGAAACAGAAGCUAUUUGAGUUAUGUGCUAAACAACCAAGGAUGGAGUCAGGCUAUGUCCGAGUUCAGUUGGGAUAACAAAUUUGUUGGAGCUCAGACUAUACUAGCCAAAGAAUACCAUGCCGGAAACACGAAUUUACUCAAGUACAAGACCGAUGCGGAGUCAUUUAUAUGUGCAGUGAUGCCAGGGAGUAGCUCUUCACAAGUUCAAAGAACACCUGGUGGACUUCUGUUCAUUAGAGAUAGUAGUAACUUGCAGUAUGUUACAAGCUCUACCUUGGUGCUCUUCAUCUACUCAAAAACAAUAAGUAGUACACAAACUCGUGGAGUUCAAUGCGGCUCCAUGUUUUUCUCUGCUGAGAAAAUCAAAGCCUUUGCUAAAUCUCAGGUGGACUACAUCCUUGGAGCCAACCCCAAGAAGAUGUCAUACAUGGUAGGUUUUGGUACCACAUACCCAACAAAAGUGCACCAUAGAGGUUCAUCCAUCCCUUCAAUCAAGAAAGUCCGCACCAAGGUGGACUGCAAUGGUGGCUAUACCUAUUACAAUUCUGGGAGUCCGAAUCCAAAUACUCAUGUGGGUGCAAUUGUUGGGGGUCCUGAUGUGAAUGACCAGUUCCAGAAUGCAAGAUCAGACUAUUCUCAUUCUGAACCUACAACUUAUAUCAAUGCAGCUUUUGUGGGAUCAGCAGCUGCUUUACUAGCUUAAGGGUAAAAGACAGAGCUGUCUGAUUCUUCCCACUUCGAUCAGGAACUCCUAGUUACAUGUAAAAAUAGUAACUAGUGAAACUAAAUAAAAAU
Molecule: messenger RNA, 1662 nt
Organism: Fragaria vesca subsp. vesca
Lineage: Eukaryota; Viridiplantae; Streptophyta; Magnoliopsida; Rosales; Rosaceae
Product: endoglucanase-like
Exons: 8
Coding region: 125-1570 (481 amino acids)
Biological process (GO): carbohydrate metabolic process
Molecular function (GO): hydrolase activity, hydrolyzing O-glycosyl compounds
Source: RefSeq, a predicted model, not a curated record